This is a messenger RNA of Effrenium voratum, 1710 nucleotides long. The record is from the annotation of a GenBank genome assembly. NCBI's taxonomy places the organism in Eukaryota, Dinophyceae, Suessiales, Symbiodiniaceae.
UGGCUCCGCAGUUGAGAAGGUUCAAGCCAGUUUUUUCCCGUGACGCCUCAAUAGCUUAUGGCGCAAGCAGUUGUUGUGGGAGGAGGCCUUGCCGGCGUCUCGGCAGCCAACAGCGUUCUCGAGUGUGGCGGCAAGGUGGUGCUGGUGGACAAGUCUGCCUUCUGCGGAGGCAACUCCACCAAGGCCACCAGCGGCAUCAACGGCGCUGAGACCAAGACUCAGAAGGAGAAGAAGAUUGAUGACUCGGUGCAGCUCUUCACCUCGGACACCCUGAAGGGCGGGGCCAAGAAGCCGGAGCUGGUCAAGGUGCUUUGUGGGAACAGCGGCGCUGACGUCGACUGGCUCGUCGACAAGUUCGAUCUUGACAUGCCCCCUCUGGGCACAGCUCAGAGACUCAGGUCCCUUUUGGCGCGCCUGGGAGGGCACUCUGCGCCCCGCACCCACCGUGGCAAGGAGCGCUUCCCAGGAAUGACCAUCACUUACGCCCUGAUCCAGAUGGUCGAGAAGAUUUCGGAGCGCAGCGAUUUGGCCCGUAUCAUCAACAAGGCGAAGGUGAAGCAGCUCCUCACGAAGUCGGGCACUGUGUGCGGUGUCCUUUACGAGAAGAAAGGCAAGGACUUGACGGAGGAGGGCCCCGUGAUCCUGGCCACCGGCGGCUUCGGGGCCGACUUCACCGAGGACUCGCUUCUCGCCAAGUACCGGCCAGACUUGCUGGCCCUUCCCACCACCAACGGGGAUCACACCACAGGCGACGGCAUCAAGAUGGGUGAGGCGAUCGGCGCUCGCUCCAUCGACCUCGAGUGGGUCCAGGUGCACCCUACUGGCUUGGUGGAGCCAGAUGACCCCGAGGCCAAGAUCAAGUUCCUGGCCGCCGAGGCGCUGCGCGGCGUUGGCGGCCUUGUCAUCAACGCGGAGGGUCACCGUUUCUGCAACGAGCUGGGCCGUCGCGACUAUGUCACUGGAGAGAUGUGGAAGUCCAAGGCCCCGUACCGCUUGAUCCUGAACAAGGCUGCUUCGGAUGAGAUCAUUUGGCACUGCAAGCACUACACCGGCCGCGGCGUCAUGAAGUUCUACAAGAGUGGUGAGGAGCUUGCCAAAGACAUGGGCGUCUCCGUGAGCACGUUGGAGGCGACUCACCAGGCGCACUUCGAGGCGGCCAAGAAGCAGGAGAAGGACCCGGAGGGCGGCCCGUUCCCGGCCUACCCUUCGGGCAAGACCUGGGACGAGGCCAGCGGAAAGACCGGCGUUGGCAAGAAGUUCUUCCACAACAUCAUCGACGGCUCCAAGGUGAAGACCGAGCCGUUCUACAGUGCAAUCAUCACGCCGGUGAUCCACUACUGCAUGGGCGGUUUGGAGAUCGACGGCAAUUCCAACUGCGUGGACAAGUCGGGCAAGGCCAUCCCUGGGCUGUACGCCGCCGGCGAAGUGGCGGGCGGCGUGCAUGGCAACAACCGCCUGGGCGGGAACUCCUUGCUGGACUGCGUGGUCUUCGGCCGUGUGGCCGGUAAGGAUUGCGCCAAGUACAUGCUGGGCGACAAGAUGAAGAGCAUGGACCUCAAGGAGCUCUCUGGCGGUGGCCUGGCCGCCGACAACGCCCCGGCCUCCAAGCUCUGAGCAUGGGCCAUUUGAAGCUCCAGCCGGACAAGCUCUCUCUUUGUAGGGAGAUUUUCAGCUUGCCGCGAACACAUUCCCACAACAUACAGACAAUUU